AUGAGUGGCUUUGGCAAGGUGAUGAAGGAGGGCUGGCACCCCAAGAGCCGAGAUGGAGGAAAGGAGAGCUGGCGGGGUGACUUCAAGGGCAUCAAUCAAGUGGCCGGAUGGAUGGGUAAAGGCCGCGACAAAGACAGCGAAAAGCAAGAACAUGUUUCCGCCCCAUUGUCGUCCCUCAAGGAUCCCGCCUCAUUUGGUCCGCCUCCGAGACAUGUCAAAUAUCACGGCCCAGGCGCCCUUCCGAACGAGACGACGCCGGAUCGGAGAGGGCUCGGCGCCCCUCUGUCUCAGGAGCAGAUCCAUCACCAACGUCUCCAGCAGGAACAGGCCGAGUUGGAGGCCCAACGGGCUCAGGAAGAGCAGGCUCAGAAACCCGCCCCUCCACCACUCCCCUACCGUGCCAAUCGAACCGGGGUCGAUCCCAGUACUUUACCCCCUCCCCCGGUCCGGCGGAUCAACUCCCCUGCAGAGUCCGUCAUCUCGGCCAACUCCCCUCGACCACGACCCAGUAUUCCACCCCGGGUGCCUGCCCGCACCGACUCUACACCGUCUUCCCAUGCGCCUACCCCACCCCCGGCAUAUUCACCUCAGCCUUCACAACAGCCUCUGGAGGGAUAUCUGAAUCAAAAUGCUACGUCCAGUCUCUCGCGGGCCGGCGUGUCUGUUCCGGCGCUGGGCAUUGGCAAUGGGAGCAGUCAGAACCAUUCUUCGGGCACCACCUCCACCCGCAGCGGCUACGCCGGACAGCCUCCUGCGAACGAACUCCAGACAAGGUUCUCCCAGCUGCGAACCAACUCAUCGGCCCCAUCACAGACACCUUCCCCGCCGGCUCGGGGAGACACGUCUCAGCAGGCCUCGUCAAUGUCACCCUCUGCCACGCAGAGUGCCUCGUCCGCGUACCAUGAUUUCCGCGAACGGCACGGCGACAAGAUCGAUGCCGGAAAGCAGAAGAUUAGCGGACUGGGGUCUCGCAUCGGAUCGUUCAUUGACGAUCGGAGGUCAGCGCCGUCAGCCCACAGCCCGGUGUCGAGUGGGCCAACGAUCCCCCCACAUCCGAGUCGGACGGCUACUACUAGUAGCGUUGGAUCGGAGGGAGGUCGUAAGAAGGCGCCACCACCGCCGCCCCCCAAGCGCUCGGACAUACGGUCGACGCCGGUGAGCAAUAAUACGAGUUCACCAGCGCCUCCGCCGGUGCCGUUGAACACGAAGCCUCGCUGA
This is a messenger RNA of Aspergillus terreus NIH2624, 1218 nucleotides long. RefSeq lists its product as uncharacterized. Lineage: Eukaryota; Fungi; Ascomycota; Eurotiomycetes; Eurotiales; Aspergillaceae. Bases 1 to 1218 code for a protein of 405 amino acids. The record is from RefSeq and is a predicted model, not a curated record. The transcript has 2 exons.